Raphanus sativus (radish) is the source of this 556-nucleotide messenger RNA. Its product is annotated as putative phytosulfokines 6. NCBI's taxonomy places the organism in Eukaryota, Viridiplantae, Streptophyta, Magnoliopsida, Brassicales, Brassicaceae. Gene Ontology annotation, molecular function: growth factor activity. The transcript is spliced from 2 exons. The record is from RefSeq and is a predicted model, not a curated record. Gene Ontology annotation, cellular component: extracellular region. Gene Ontology annotation, biological process: cell population proliferation.
CUCUCUCUCUCUCUCUCUCUCUCUCAGCCAAGAACAUGAAGCACACCCUGUGCCUCACACUGUGUGUUCUCUUCUUCAUCUUACUACUUUCUUCCACAAGUUCGUCAAUAACUUUGAACACACCUAUUAUCAAAUAAUAGAUAUAUAAUCUUCAUCAACGCUAAAUCUUAUUCUUUUAUUUAGGACAAGAGGAUCCAGAGCUGAAUCCAUUAGUUUCAGCUAUACCAGUAGAACACGACCCGGUUGAAAAAUUGAUGGGGAUGGAAUAUUGCGGAGAUGGAGACGAAGAAUGCCGGAGGAGAAGGAUGAUAACGGAAGCUCACUUAGACUACAUUUACACACAGCACCAUAAGCAUUAACAUCUUUUAAUAUUAUAAUUUGCCUGUAAGGUUUACUUAGAUAUGUAUAAUGUAUUGAAUACGAUGAGUCCUAUGUGACAAAAACAGUUAUGAGGAAAUUUCCUAGCGAACUAUUUGCAGGUUUAAAAGUAUAUAAUGAUCUGUUGUAAUGUUCCAAAUCUAGUUAAGAGAGUGCAAAUAUUAUCUAAUAACCCAUU